Zea mays is the source of this 2235-nucleotide messenger RNA. RefSeq lists its product as uncharacterized. Gene Ontology annotation, molecular function: xenobiotic transmembrane transporter activity; antiporter activity. The transcript is spliced from 5 exons. The record is from RefSeq and is a predicted model, not a curated record. Gene Ontology annotation, biological process: xenobiotic detoxification by transmembrane export across the plasma membrane. Gene Ontology annotation, cellular component: membrane. NCBI's taxonomy places the organism in Eukaryota, Viridiplantae, Streptophyta, Magnoliopsida, Poales, Poaceae. The coding region runs from base 149 to 1738 and encodes 529 amino acids.
CUCCUCCUCCUCCAUAAAUACAUUCGUCACGAGCAGCAUUGGCCAUUGGGUGCAGUCGAGUAGUUGCCACCUAACCGUGGCGGAGGCGCAGUGCUGUUGCGAGAUGUGGCUGUGAUCGAGCGAGAUAACUAAAAGCCUCCCCACAUAAAUGCAAGGGCGACGAGACGGCAAGCAAGCGGACGCGAACAAACCCCCUUAUUCCAUAGCGAGCGCGAGCAGCGGCGCCGGGAGGACUGCUGCGAUGGGGGGAGACGCCAGCACCAUCGAGGGGGGCCCGCUCCCGCAUCUCGGCGGCCGGCCGGCCUCCCGCGUGCCCGACACCCCGCUGGUGCGCACGGCGGGGGACGCCGCGCGCAUGGUCUGGGACGAGUCCAAGCGCCUCUGGGGCAUCGGGCUGCCCAUCGGCGUGGGCAUGCUGAGCAUGUACGCCAUCAGCUCCAUCACCCAGAUAUUCAUCGGCCACCUCGGCAACCUCCCGCUGGCCGCCGCCUCCAUCGGCCUCUCCGUGUUCGCCACCUUCGCGCUCGGCUUCCUCCUCGGCAUGGGCAGCGCGCUCGAGACGCUCUGCGGCCAGGCCUUCGGCGCCGGCGAGGUCGCCAUGCUCGGCGUCUACCUGCAGCGGUCUUGGAUCAUCCUCGUCGCCGCCUGCGUCGUCAUGACGCCCGUCUUCGUCUUCGCCGAGUCGCUGCUCCUGCUCAUCGGCCAGGACGCCGACGUCGCGCGGGAGUCCGCCAGGUUCGCCACCUACAUCGUCCCCUCCAUCUACGCCAUGGGCAUCAACUUCGCCGCCAGCAAGUUCCUCCAGGCGCAGAGCAAGGUCACCGUACCCGCCUGGAUCGGCUUCGGGGCGCUCCUCGCCUGUGCCCUCCUCAACUACCUGUUCGUCAGCGUGCUCGGCUGGGGCCUCCCCGGCGCCGCCGCCGCCUACGACAUCGCGCACUGGAUCAUCGCGCUCGGCCAGGUCGUCUACAUCAUCGGAUGGUGCAAGGACGGAUGGAAAGGAUGGUCCGUAGCCGCCUUCCACGAAAUCUGGCCAUUCGUCAGGCUCUCCCUCGAGUCCGCCGUCAUGCUCUGCCUCGAGGUAUGGUACAUGAGCCUGAUCACCGUGCUCACCGGCGACCUGGAGGACGCCCAGAUUGCCGUGGACUCACUAGGCAUAUGCAUGAACAUAAACGGAUGGGAGGCCAUGAUCUUCAUCGGCCUCAAUGCCGCUAUCAGUGUCCGAGUCUCCAACGAGCUUGGCUCCGGCCGUCCGAGGGCCGCGUGGAACGCCGUCAUGGUCGUCGUCGGCGAGGCGCUGGUGAUCGGGAUUCUGUGCAUGGCACUCAUCCUCAUCUUCAGAGACAGCUUCUCCAUCAUUUUCACCAGCGACACCACCCUGCAGCGAGCCGUCGCCAGGAUCGCCGGCCUGCUCGGCCUCACCAUGGUGCUCAACAGCGUGCAGCCCGUGGUUUCAGGGGUCGCGGUUGGGGGCGGAUGGCAGGGCCUCGUCGCCUACAUCAACCUCGGCUGCUACUAUAUCUUCGGCCUGCCCCUGGGCUACUUGCUCGGAUACAAGUUCAGCUUUGGAGUUGGGGGGAUUUGGUCCGGCAUGCUUUGUGGUAUCACCCUUCAGACGCUCAUCUUGCUAGGUGUGGUUUGGAGGACAGAUUGGAAAGCAGAGGCCGCACAAGCUUCAGGCCGUGUGCAAAAGUGGGGCGGCAAAGGCACCGAUGAAGUCAAGCCUCUCCUGGAAUAGAAUUAGUGUAGUACUAUCACGCACGAAGCUCGUUUCAUUUGAAUAAACAACUGGGCAAUACGCCUUAUCCCUUUCAGAAGCACAGCUCAUUUGCUUUCCCAUCGAAUCUGAUAGCUUCCCUUUCCCCUCCUCCGUGUAGUUAAAUUGAUGUCUCUGUAUGAACACUGUUUGAGGCGACUAGUAUGAACCCUGUUUGCGGCGACUAGACGUAUUGAACAUACUUUUUUUUUCUUCCAGUUGACUCAGCAUGACUUGAACAGUCUCAAAUUGUGUGUAAAGGAUUUACUCGCUAGCAGUUGGUGUAAUGGUGGCAGGAAUGAUGUUCUUCAGGAUCAGAUGAGACAAGAUAGGACCCCUUAAUUUUAAUUUUAGAGACUCUACUAUGGAGGAAAGGAUGGAGAUACGAGUACACUUAUUUAGGAUUAAUUGUUCUUUUAGUGGUUGACGUGUAAGUGAUUGUGCUAAAUUUUCAAUAUAUACACACACAAUUAUUAUUA